Molecule: messenger RNA, 393 nt
Organism: Chaetomium fimeti
Lineage: Eukaryota; Fungi; Ascomycota; Sordariomycetes; Sordariales; Chaetomiaceae
Product: 40S ribosomal protein S22
Exons: 3
Coding region: 1-393 (130 amino acids)
Biological process (GO): translation
Cellular component (GO): cytosolic small ribosomal subunit; ribosome
Molecular function (GO): structural constituent of ribosome
Source: RefSeq, a predicted model, not a curated record
AUGGUCCGCACCUCCGUUCUUCACGAUGCGCUGAACACCAUCAACAACGCCGAGAAGGCCGGCAAGCGCCAGGCCCUGAUCCGGCCCUCGUCCAAGGUCAUCGUCAAGUUCCUGCAGGUCAUGCAGCGCCACGGCUACAUUGGCGAGUUCGAGGAGGUCGACAACCACCGCAGCGGCAAGAUCGUUGUCCAGCUCAACGGACGCCUCAACAAGUGCGGUGUCAUCUCCCCCCGCUACAACAUCCACCUUGCCGAGCUCGAGAAGUGGGUUGUCAAGCUUCUCCCGGCCCGUCAGUUCGGCUACGUCAUGCUCACCACCUCGGCCGGUAUCAUGGACCACGAGGAGGCGCGUCGCAAGCACGUGUCCGGCAAGAUCAUUGGGUUUUUCUACUAA